GUCAGUCACGGUACAGCUGUGGGUCGGAAUAGGUUGACUGCGUCGUCAGCGGCAGCCCGUUCGCGAGUGUCGAUCAAAUCGAGUAACACGCGUUGCCGUCGCCGCCGCAGCUGCGAGGCCCAUCAUCGUCGUUACCAUUUGUCUGUCGGUUCGGUUAGAGUGCAACUCGAUUUCUCAAGCCGCGUCUUCACUGGUUUCGUCGACCGCUUUCGCGAUCCUUGCAUUAGGAUUGAAGCAGCGCACUACACGUCUUUCGCGCGUGCGCGUCUUCGUUCGCUUCGGUCGCUUCAAGUUCCGAGAAUCGACAGAGCGCGCUUUAUUGGGUUUCAUUCGAAUCCUGACCGCGGACGCAAAAGCACGGGGGUUCGCUAGGAAGUGAACAGUGGCUUUUACGAAGACCAAAGAAGUGAAAGUGUAACGCGGAAAAAUUAAUUGCAACUUCAAUACAGAAUAAUAACAAAUAAGUGCUCUGGUUCAACAAAGAAGGUAAUAACAACGUUGUGUACUUGAAGUAAGCUAGAAAAAGAAGAAACGGCUUAAAAGUGAAAUGUGGAAACAAACGUUAUUGUAACAUAAAAACUAAGCGUCGAUAGAUGGUGCGGCAGAUUGCAUAGGCCGUUUUUGCAGUUUGUAGCACACCUGGCAGUAAGCAAAACUUCAAGAAGUCAUAAGCCACUCACUUGGGCCAGAAAUUGCCGAUCGCUUCGAGGUUUAAGUGUUUUGCAGGCGCUGCUAUUGCAGAAAAAUUCAUACGUUGGACGAGGCAUUAGUUGGAGAAAAACUAGUUUUUCCUAACCACGCGAAACAAGAAAAGAGUGCAAUCGAGAAAAGUUGCCUAUACGUAACCUCUGAUGAAGCAACCGUGGCCGGUGUGUAGUGCUGUGCUGCGGUGUAUGUGUACGAGUACUUAGGCAGCGCUAGAAGAGCUCUAUAGUAACGUUACCCUGUCGUAAUUGCAAGUGCCGUGGAAUUGGAAACCCCGUUCGCCCGAGAGUGUUUGUUCGAAAUCAAAAUGUUGGCCUCCAACGGAAAACCAUUUUCAUUCGACAAACCCGAGAUCAAUCCGUCCCGGAAGAAGGCGUCGAUCAAGCACACGGUGUUGGAUGUUGUGAUCUUUUUACUAACCUCGCUAGGCUAUAUUUUGCAGGCCAUCUAUUUCCAAUUAUUUGGCAAACCAAGAAAGGAAAUCCGAGGCGAUGUGGCACUGGUCACUGGCGGGGGCGGAGGUCUCGGACGGUUGCUUGCCAUGCGGUUGACAAAAUUAGGCGCUAAGGUUGUGGUGUGGGACAUCAAUCAAGAUGGUAUUGAUGAAACCGUCAAAAUCGUUCAAUCGUUGGGUGGUUUCUGCAAAGGAUACAUAGUGGACAUUUCCAACAGAGAGGAAGUGUACAAAUGUGCCGAUAAAGUGCGGGAAGAGAUUGGUGAAGUGUCUUUGCUAUUUAACAACGCGGGCGUUGUCUCCGGCAGAGCACUACUCGACACUCCGGACCAUCUAAUCGAGCGUUCCUUCAACGUAAACAUUAUUGCACACUUCUGGACGACAAAAGCCUUCCUGCCGUCGAUGUUGGAGCGCGAUCACGGACACAUUGUGACAAUCGCAUCCCUGGCGGGUCACGUCGGUAUCUCCAAGCUAGUGGACUACUGCUCGAGUAAAUUCGCCGCGGUUGGGUUCGAUGAGGCUCUCCGAAUAGAGCUCGAAUAUAUGGGAGCGCAUGGUGUUUUUACGACUGCGAUCUGCCCCUACUUCAUACAAGCGACGGGAAUGUUCGAUGACGUGAAUUCAAGAUGGGUCCCAACACUAGAUUCGAACGACGUGGCAGACAAAAUCAUAGACGCUGUUCGGAAAAAUGAAAAAUAUGCCAUAAUUCCGGGUUAUCUUCAGCUGAUGUUAGCAAUAAAAUGGGUCUUCCCGUGGGGCUGCAAUUCGGGUUUCCUACGGCGGUUGGUACCGGAUGCAACACCUCAACAUGCCGUUACACCGGUGACAACACCGUCCGGAGUUAAACUGAAUGGAAGCGCUCAUCCGCUGGCAUCCGGGUCAUCCGAUAACAACAAUACCAAAACGUCAUCACUGCUGGUACAUCGGCUGUCCACCGGCGAAAGAGUACUUUAAGCAUCAACCGUUUUCGAUUAACCCGAAGCUGCUGCUUAUUGGAACUAUACUUAAGUACUUAUUUCUGCUGGCUUUUCUCAGCCUCAUCUUAAGUCGUGCGUUCGAAGGACUGAAAAAUUCACGAAUGAACAGAAAACAAGUCUAAAGAAAGGCAGGGCAUGAAAAUGUAAUAUAAAUAGUUCUCAAUAUGAGUUUCGAAAAAAAUAGUAAAUAUUAAGAAUAGUUUCUAAGCGGUGGAGAAGAAAAUAAAAAAAAAUGUGAUUGUCUUUACAGAAAAAGUACGAUAGCAGUAAGGCUGGAUCAUUCCUAUAAGUUUUGGGAUUAUAGCUUUAAGCUACAAACUAGUUGUUAGAAAACCCAGUAAGACACACUGUAAAAAAGUUUAACCCUCAAAUGGUUCUUUUUCUUGCCCGUUGUUUCUGAACAAUAAAACUCCUAUGUUACGAUUAAUGUAUCUAUACUAAUGAAACACUGGUCAAAUCUGGUAGAUUUCGAAAUGAUAAAUUGGUCAAAACAAUUCAACUAA
Molecule: messenger RNA, 2639 nt
Organism: Wyeomyia smithii (pitcher-plant mosquito)
Lineage: Eukaryota; Metazoa; Arthropoda; Insecta; Diptera; Culicidae
Product: estradiol 17-beta-dehydrogenase 11
Exons: 10
Coding region: 1013-2113 (366 amino acids)
Cellular component (GO): lipid droplet
Molecular function (GO): oxidoreductase activity, acting on the CH-OH group of donors, NAD or NADP as acceptor
Source: RefSeq, a predicted model, not a curated record